AUGACAAAAGCAUAUGACAAUCGUUACUGUUUGAAGGCCAUGCAAAUUUUCAGCAACCUUUCAAUACAUGACUCAUCUUUCGAACAAUAUAAAAAUGGCCCGAGGUAUAACAAAUACUCAACUAGUUUGAAAAUUCCAUGCGAGCAAUCUACUGUCUGCAAACGUGUGACAAAAGCGCAACUGGUAGCAUGUCAUUUUGACAAUCUUGAAUACCUAGGUUUCAUACUAUAUGGGCAAAUUAAUCUAUUAGCAAUUUUUAAUAAGCCACUUGGUUACUUACACAUGAAUCCUUCAUGGAAUACAUUUAGUUCUGUCCCAUAA
Molecule: messenger RNA, 321 nt
Organism: Loa loa (African eye worm)
Lineage: Eukaryota; Metazoa; Nematoda; Chromadorea; Rhabditida; Onchocercidae
Exons: 2
Coding region: 1-321 (106 amino acids)
Source: RefSeq, a predicted model, not a curated record